Molecule: messenger RNA, 844 nt
Organism: Styela clava
Lineage: Eukaryota; Metazoa; Chordata; Ascidiacea; Stolidobranchia; Styelidae
Source: RefSeq, a predicted model, not a curated record
AUGAAGGUGAUAUCAGCGGGCUAUCCAAAAACUGGAACCAAGACUAUGACUGUUGCUUUAAAAACAUUGGGGUUCAAUGUUUACGAUUUCAUGGAAAAUACUACAAUUUUAGGCAGAGAUUGGGAAAAAAUAUUUAAAGAUGGAUGGAUCACUGAGGAUUUUAAAAGAAUGUACGAAAAUGUUGAGGCAGUGUCUGACGCGCCACCAAAUUUUUUCUGGGAAGAAAUUCAUAAAGCUUUCCCGGACGCAAAGAUUAUUUUGACUACGAGGGACGAAGAGUCAUGGCUUAAGAGUUUGGUAGCGCAGUUGCGAGCGGUUGAAUCGAGCUGGACUUUGAAAUUAAUGUCACUCCUGACACCAACUGGGCGUUUGACAUUUAAGAUUCUUUUGGAUUAUUAUAUUGGCCAAGAAAUAUAUGGUCUUAAAGAUUCGAUGCUAUGGAAGCCAUUUAGACGAAUGGUCAUUAAUGAGCAAAUUCUAAAAUUAAAAUUUAGAAAGCACAACUCACACGUACUGCAGACAGCACCUCCUGAAAAACUCCUAGUUUACAAUUAUCGCCAGGGAUGGAAACCUCUAUGCAAAUUUUUGGGUGUCCCUGUACCUAGCGUACCAUUUCCACACGAGAAUAAAGGCGCAAAUAUUAUGGACGAAUGGCUUGCCACGGAUUCAAUCAUGAUCAACAUUGAAAAAGAAUUGAUGUUGUCACUGGCUGCCAUAUUUAUUCUUUGUUGCAUUGGUGGAUACUAUUUAUUCAACUGGCUGCCAACGAAUAUAUAGAGCUUCUAGCCACAGAUUCUCACAAAGUGCUCCGUAUGGAGCCCCAGGGCCCAGUGUGAGCAACCUA